UUGACUUGCGAAGGUGGCGCGCGGGUGAAUUAAACUAACUGCGAAAAUAAAUGGCGCGAACUUACUAAUAUUUACGACAAAUCAAAACAAAUCUAAUACGUAAAAUGCAACGACUCAGUGCAUUUAAAAUGUGUUCGUGUGUGCUAAAGUGAAACAGAAGAUAGAGCUGAAAAAAGUGCAACAACAACUGUUUUUGUACGCCUGUGUGUUUUGUGUGUGGGAAUAAGUCGCCACUAGAAAGCGAAAUCCAAAAAGAAAUUGCCGCUAUGACGCGCGAAGAAGAGGAGGAGGUGCGAUCCCUGCUGUCCCGGCACCAGGAGCGGAUUAUGCUUGAUCUGGGGAGCACAGAUCUCCUGGCCGUGCUCGUUAAGAACUCGGUGCUUAGCCAAUCCGAAGAGGAUCUCCUGCUGAAGCCCUAUGCUGCCGCUGUACUUCCAGCCACCACCCAGGAGCCCCCAGGCAGUGCUCCAUCCAGCGUGGGCGCCUUGACCAAGCGGAAGCUCAGCGCCGUGGCCAGCAGUGGAAGUUCCACAAGUGCCAGCGGAAGUGGAAGUGGCUGUGGUACUGGUGGAGAGUACAGUGCCGGUUCUUUGGCCGGUUCGGGGUCCUCCCGCUGUGCCAGUGUGAAUGGUGAUGCCCAGAGCGACAAUCGCUCGCUGACACCCUCUGUUGGGGGCGGUGGUGGGGCCUGUGUGGGGCUGAACGAUGCGGAGAUCCUUCGGUUGCAGUGCGCCAAUCUCAUAGAGAUUAUAGCCAAGAACGGAUUCGAGAAAUUCAAGCAGUUUUGCUACGCCAUCGAGUGCGAGUGCCCGCAGCUGAUCGAGGAUUUAAUAAAUGAUCGUCUCAAGAGUGAUGCUGCCAACGCGGAAGCAGCGCAGAACAGUACCGCCGAGGGAAAACUACAAAAAGAAAUCGAAUCGAUCGAUUACAUUGACAAGGAAAAGGAAAACGAUCGCAAUCGCCGGGCUGUCAGCUAUGGUGGUGGCGACAUACCAUCCGCUAUACAAUCGGCAACAAUUCCUCGAGCCGCCCCGCGUCGGGUGGCUCUGAUGAAGGAACCCCCACCACCGCCGCCACCGAAGCCUCAGCUGUCAUCGAAGACCUCGCUGCAGUCCACGGACUCGUCGACCACGUGUCUGGCCAACAGCAAGUAUCCCCAGUCCGAGUACAAUCUCAUCCAGAAGAUCGACUCGAACAGUACUCUAACGGCACCGGCUCAGUAUCAGCCGCAGAAUUUCUAUGCCAACACUGGGACCAUCUCCUCCACCAAUGGGUAUGGAUCGCUGUUGUGUCAUGCCAGCUCUACGGCCAGUCCGUUGGCUGUACGGAAAAGGGACAAACUGCUGCAUCGAUUCAGCGAUGCUGCCACAUUGGGACGCAAGCUCAAGAAAAAGAAGAACACUAAUCGCACAUGCAGAUCCAUGACGGAGGCCAUUGAGAUGCUGGCCGAUCCGGUCAUAGAGGAUGAGUUUUUUGGUGAUCGCACCACAUGGGAAUAUCACACUGUUUCGGUGACCCGAGUCCCUGGCUAUGGCUUUGGCAUUGCCGUUUCCGGUGGACGUGAUAAUCCCCAUUUUGCCAACGGUGAUCCCUCGAUAGCUGUGAGCGAUGUGCUCAAAGGUGGCCCCGCCGAGGAUCGUUUGCAAGUCAACGAUCGCAUCAUUUCGGUGAAUGGCGUCUCCCUGGAGAAUGUGGAGUAUGCCACAGCGGUGCAGGUGCUUCGGGACAGUGGCAACACAGUGACACUGGUGGUGAAGAGACGCGUGCCGCUGAACACAGUCAACACGGGUCUCCCCGGAGGCGUGCAGCACCAGCACCAGCAUUCUCACAGCCUCAGCUCCGUGGGGCAGCUGGUGGCCAAUGGCAAUGGCGUAGGAGUCCUGCCUGGUGGUGGUCAGCCGAGCGGCGCUGUCAUGUCCAGCCUGAGUCAGCCCAACUCCCUGAACUCCUCGCUGGUGCAGAAUGCCAGCGGGGGGCAGCCGAUCAAGGUCACCCUCACUAAGGGCAACAAGAAGGACGACUACGGAGUGGUUCUGGGCUGUCGGCUGUUCGUCAAGGAGAUCUCCUCGAAGGCUCGGGAGCAGCUGAACGCCAAUGGCUACAGUCUGCAGGAGGGCGACAUUAUUACGCGCAUCCACAACACCAACUGCGGGGACACGAUGAGCCUCAAGGAGGCCAAAAAGAUCAUCGACGGCUGCAAGGAGCGCCUCAAUCUCGUGGUGCUGCGCGACAUCACCAACCAGGCGGCCGUUAGCCAAAUGAAUCUGAACAAUUCGGGCCACCACCAGCAGACCAGCAGCAACAUCUAUGCGAGCCACCAGGCUCAGGUCUCUGGCUGCAGCAACAACCUGGAGGAUGCCUAUCUGCCGGGCGGGGCCAGCUACUCGUCCCAGAAUCUCUAUGUGCAGCCCCCGACACGCACUUCGAACGGACCCAGCCUCAAUGGCAACGGCGUCCUCAACGAGGAGAAGAGCAAUCUCACGCCGCGUGGCCGCUCCCGAGGACCCCUAAUGGAUGGAGUGUCCCUGCAGCAGCUGGACCGACCCGUCAGCCCUACCAAUGGGGGCAGGGGCCGGAGUGGCGUGGAAGAACCGCCACGUCCGCCGCCACCACGCGGCACCAGUGGCGGUGCAGCCCAGGAGGACUUUUACAGCUCGAGGCGACAGCUCUACGAGGAGCGCCAGAGCGCCGAGCCACGAUUCAUCUCAUUCCAGAAGGAGGGCAGUGUGGGCAUACGUCUCACCGGCGGCAACGAGGCAGGCAUCUUUGUGACAGCUGUACAGCCGGGAUCACCCGCAUCCCUGCAGGGUCUGAUGCCCGGCGACAAGAUCCUCAAGGUGAACGACAUGGACAUGAAUGGUGUGACCCGCGAGGAGGCUGUGCUCUUCCUGCUCAGUCUGCAGGAUCGCAUCGAUCUGAUUGUGCAGUACUGCAAGGAGGAGUACGACGAGGUGGUCACAAAUCAGCGCGGCGACUCGUUCCACAUCAAGACCCACUUCCACUGCGAUAAUCCUUCCAAAGGCGAGAUGGCUUUCAAAGCGGGCGACGUAUUCCGAGUGAUUGACACGCUCCACAAUGGAGUGGUUGGCUCCUGGCAGGUUCUCAAGAUAGGCAGAGGUCACCAGGAGAUGCAGCGCGGUGUGAUACCCAAUAAAUCGAGGGCCGAAGAGCUGGCCACGGCGCAGUUUAAUGCCACCAAAAAGGAGAUGAAUGCGAACGAAUCACGUGGCAAUUUCUUCCGACGACGACGAUCCACUCAUCGCCGCUCGAAGAGUCUUUCCCGCGAGAACUGGGACGAUGUGGUCUUCUCCGACAGUAUUUCCAAGUUCCCCGCCUACGAACGUGUGGUGCUCCGACAUCCUGGAUUUGUGCGCCCCGUCGUACUCUUUGGCCCCGUCUCCGAUCUGGCCAGGGAGCGUCUGGCCAAGGAUUUCCCCGACAAGUUCUCCACACCGCUGCAGGACGACGACAAGUCCGCCACCAGCGGCAAGUGCCGCAUUGUGCGGCUCUCGAAUAUACGCGAUGUGAUGGAUCGCGGCAAGCAUGCCCUGCUGGACAUCACUCCGAAUGCCGUCGAUCGUCUCAAUUAUGCACAAUUCUAUCCCGUGGUCAUAUUCCUGAAGACCGACAGCAAGCAUGUCAUCAAGCAGCUGCGCCACGGCCUGCCCAAGGCCGCCCACAAGAGCUCCAAGAAGCUGCUGGAGCAGUGCCAGAAGCUGGAGCGCGUCUGGUCGCACAUCUUCAGCACUCAGAUUGUGCUGAACGAUGAGGAGUCGUGGUAUCGCAAGCUACGCGACUCGAUCGAUCUGCAGCAAAGCGGUGCCGUCUGGAUGUCCGAGUCUAAGCCCGUAGAAUCCCUCUCCGAUGAUUUCCUAUUCCCCAUGACCACAUCCCGUCUAUCGUAUGCAUCAAGUCCCGAAUCUGAUUUGGAACUGAGUCCGGGCCCAUCCGCAUCAUUGUCGCUUGGCAAUUUGCCGCAGUUGGUGAAAGCGAGCUCAGAUCCAUCGAUUGCCACUAAUCAGGAUAACUUGGAUAGGGAUAGAGACAUAAUUGGUGAAGGACUACCACCUCCAUAUACGGUACCCUACGAUCAUGGUGUUCCAGGGAACCCAGCCAAUCGACGCCAAACAGUUGAUGCCAGCAAGUACGCGAUCUACGGCACCAGUGUGCCACAGCAGCAGCAGCAGCCAGGAGGAGAUCCUGCCACAGCAAGACCACAGUCCCUCUAUGGCAUCAAUGCACCCGAUCUGCCACCACGCAUCGAUCGUCAGUCCAAGCCCGGAGAUCUUCCACUAAACACUUCGGGCUCCUCAUCGCGCAAUGGCAGCUCGGGCGGCACUCUGGGCCGAUCCGCACAGGAGCGUCUGUUCGGCAAGCCAGUGGUCCAGGACGAUGUCCAGGCGGAGUACAUAACCCGCAAUGCCCUGGUCGGAUCUGGGUCCACUGCCGAUACCAUUGAACGCCAGCAGCAACAACAACAGCAGCAGCAGCACCAAGCCUCUUUGGAGCGACAGGCACGCAUGAACGCGGCCAUGGGCAGUCCCGCCCAGCUGAAAGCCAACGGUGGUGGUGCCUCCACCUAUGACAGUGUGUCCAGCUACGAUUCGUACAACAAUACGCAGAUGGCAAUGCAGAACCUGGGCAGAUUGGGUCCCAAUGCGCCCGACGAUCUCAAAUCAGUGCCAAAUGCAAGUGGUCGUCCCUUGCCGCCUGUUGGCCAAUCGCAUGAUUAUGGCCGCACACCUCACGAUCACCGCAGCUUUGGAGGUGCCAACGAUCUGAAUCGCCAGAGCAGUCCAGGCAGACCUCAUUAUCAUGAAAUGAAUGCGUCCCGUAAUAUAGAUCCACGCAAUGGCACACCACAGCGACCCUCGAAUUUGGGGCUGGAAGGUAGUCCCCGCAAGCCUUUGGUGGAGACCAAAACGGAUUACGGCAAAUACAGUCGGAACAAUUCCGUUUCUCAAGCGGACUACAGCAAACUGCCGAAGAGUGUGCCGCCGCCGCAGCAUGGCGGAGUGGGGGUGCCACCACCGACUGUGACCAAUGGCCAGACACCGGGUGGACAGAUGAACGGCAGCGGUACGCCGAGCAGCAAUGGCAGUGGACCCUUCAAGCCAGUGCCGCCACCAAAGCCGAAGAACUAUCGUCCGCCCGUGCAGAGCGGUGGCAGCAGUGGCAGCGGUGGCACCACACCCUGGGAGAACGGCGACUCUGGUUCGCCACGUUCCCCCAAUGGCUUCUACUAUCCGCCAACACCAUCGCACCACCAUUAUGGACAGCAGGCGACACCGGGCUCGCCCAGCAAUGGACACAUGCAACAGCAGCAGCAGCAGCAGGCACAGCAGCAGCCCACCUAUGGCGGCAGCAAUGGCAACUACGGGCAGGCGCCACCACCGCAGCCGUAUCCGCCGGCCAAUGGCUAUAAUGGGAACAGUCAUCAUUACAAUGGAGGCAGCGGAACGGGCCCGUACAUAGCACCACAUCGUGGCAUGCCACCGCCCAUAGGAAACCUGCCACCGCACACACCCGAACGACAUGCCCUGGAUCUGGCCGGAAGUCGGGAGCAGCGUGGUUCCGCCUUUGAGCUGUAUCGUAAGCCGCAAAUCGGCGCCACCGCAGGGCACCAUCACAAUAUGAGCGAAAUGGAGCCGUACGAUGAGCGAUACGAUGAUUACUAUGCCAUGCCGCCGCCAGCACCGCACCCACAGUCGGUGGGUGGUCAUUCCAUGCAAAGAUCCCGAUCAGCGCCACGCUAUCCCCAUGAGAGGCCACCACAUGCCCAAGAUCCCAACUAUUAUAGCCACUAUGGAACGAGCAGAGGCCACAGUCAGCCCCGACAGCAGCAGCAGCAGCAUCCCCAUUCCCAGCAGUAUCCUCCGCAACAGCAGUAUUACGAUGAUCAUGGCAUGGAGAUGCCCAUGGCACCGCCGCCAUUGCCGCCGCACAAGAAGAAGAAAUCCGUGCUAAAGAGUCCUUUAGCGGCACUGAAGAAUGCCCUGCUGAAGACCACGCGGCCACUGAGGAGAAUGAACAGCAUGGUGGAGCCAGAACGGAAGCCCAAGGGAUUGCGGCGACAGCAAUCGAUGCUGGAGAGGGGUGUACAGAGGCCCUACUAUCCAGAUGAAUUCCCCACCUAUCCGGCUGGGUUCGAGGAGCAAUCACGUCGUGGCAUGAUGCCACCUCACCAUCAGGAUCCUUAUUACGCGGGGCACUAUCCACCGCAGCAGCAGCAGCAGCAGGAGAUGAUGAACAGCACCUAUCAGAAUCUGGAGAGUGAGGAUAUCUAUGGGAAUAUUGGAGGGACAGGGCAGCGCAUGCCACAUCCACAGGAUAAUGGCUAUGGGUACGAUCAGUACGAUCUGUAUGCGAAUAGAGCGUGCAUCGAUCUCGAGCGCAGGCAGGCGGAGGCUGCGGCAGCUGCAGCGGCGGGAGGCAGAAACGGAGGCCGAAGGAUUGUGCGUCGCCACAGCACCACCACAGCGGAUCGAGGAGGUAACCAGCCGCCCAACAGGCGACCCAUGGUCAAUACAGGCUACGAGCAGGAUCCACAAGACAUUUAUCAGACACGACAAGGAGCCUACAUGAUGCCCGACCAGAGGCGAGCGCCCAACUCUGAGGUGAUGACCCGCAGACGGUUUUAUCCGGGUGCAGCCAACGAGCAGACCGAGGAGGAGCCGCUCUACCAGUCCCGCCGCGAGAUGCAGCGCGAAAUGCAGCGCAAUCAUCUGUACCAGUCGAAGCGGGAGAUGCAGGAGCGCAUCAGUCAGGGAAAGCGGGACAUGGAGCGAGAGUUCAGUCCACAGAGCAGCAGCCAGUCGGAGCGGGACGAUCGCUCGGAGCGAUCCAAUUCGGAGAGCAUUUACCAGAGCCGUCGGGAGGCCAAGGAGAGCGCCCUGAAGACGCGCACUCAGCUGAGGGAUCAGAUCUAUCAGACGCGUCGCGAGGCCCUCGACAGCAUGGCAGAGCCCAUUUAUGUGUCCAAAAGAGACGUGGGCAGACCGGCACCCAUCUAUGAGUCGCGCGAGGAGAGCAUCCUGCAAUCGCGCGAGAAUGAGACCGAUGAGAAGAAGGAGGGCAAGACGGAGCAGGUGCAGGUGGAGAUCAAUGCACAGCCGGAGGAGCACACAGAGGACUCGACUCUGAGUCGUUCGGACUUGCAAAAGUCCUCGGACACGGUCAUAGAGAACCCAGCAGCAAGAGCCCCACUCGUGGAAGAUGAGAUCGAAGAGCAUGACCAGGACGAGGAGGAUGAAAAGGAAUCGUCAGGAGUCGAAGCCGAAGCUGAAGCCGAAGCAGAGAGCUCCGCGGAAGCCACAGAGGAGGCGACAGCCAUUGAGCAUAACCAGCACAAUGAGGGCAUGCUGGCGAACGAGACCCAGAAUGUGUCCGAUGAUGUGUUCGAGGCGACCGACACGGUAUCAGCCCUGGCCCCGCCACCAGCUCCCAACCAUCCGUUGACACCUCGCUCGGGUCGUGCUCCCUUCCACAUUUCGAAUAUACUGAAGCGCACAGCGCCUCCGCCCAGCUCUCCCAUUGGGGACAGCUGCACCUCCAUCGAGACCCAGUACACCUCGCAGGCCAGCCUGCCCGUUGGCCCGCCGAAUGCCACGAGCACUCCCUUCAGCAGCAGCAUGUCCCUGCCGAUAGCCGGACCCGUGCCCACAUCCGCCCCAGCUGCUGCCUCGUCCACGAACGGACCCUUUCCCAGUAUGCCCCGAGAGCCGAGCACCAUGCGGGGAUUCUUUGAUUCCAAUGGUGGCACCCUGGCCGACAAGGUGUGGCAUGUCUCACUGCAGAUCCCGCCCGGAGCCAUUCCCGCUGGAGUGCGCCAGGAGAUCUACUUUACAGUGAGCGAUCCGCGAUUGGGACAGGCCGUCGGCGGACCUCCGCUGGACAUGGAAAAUGGUGAGACGAUGCUAUCACCCCUUGUGAUGUGCGGGCCGCAGGGCCUUGAGUUUAUGGUUCCGGUUACACUCAAUAUACCGCACUGUGCCGGACGCACAGCAUCUCUGGGCCUGGCCCUGAAGGCGACCGACAGCGAGAAGAACCUGCACACCGAGUGGGACAACAUUGAUCUGCCCAGCAAUGCUGCUGCCCACACGGUCUCCGUCAAGGUGGAUCACUUCUAAUCGGCUACGGCCUUCGGGCUGCAUUAAGUUUCAUAGCAUAACCACUCAUCCAUACCAGAACACCAACUUAGCAAAAA
This is a messenger RNA of Drosophila subobscura, 8206 nucleotides long. It is a transcript of the gene pyd, whose product is annotated as tight junction protein ZO-1. Gene Ontology annotation, cellular component: bicellular tight junction; plasma membrane. Bases 267 to 8129 code for a protein of 2620 amino acids. The record is from RefSeq and is a predicted model, not a curated record. Lineage: Eukaryota; Metazoa; Arthropoda; Insecta; Diptera; Drosophilidae. The transcript has 15 exons. Gene Ontology annotation, biological process: cell-cell adhesion; cell-cell junction organization; protein localization to cell-cell junction. Gene Ontology annotation, molecular function: cell adhesion molecule binding.